Molecule: messenger RNA, 607 nt
Organism: Neltuma alba
Lineage: Eukaryota; Viridiplantae; Streptophyta; Magnoliopsida; Fabales; Fabaceae
Product: recQ-mediated genome instability protein 2-like
Exons: 4
Coding region: 99-509 (136 amino acids)
Biological process (GO): maintenance of rDNA; negative regulation of double-strand break repair via homologous recombination; regulation of sister chromatid segregation
Cellular component (GO): nuclear speck; cytosol
Source: RefSeq, a predicted model, not a curated record
AGAGCAAAAAAUGGGCGGCCGAUAGGGAGUGGAAAAACGGGGAGAAUUUGUUUUGCAGCAUUAGAGGCAGACGGGGAGAGAGAGAGGGGGAGGGUGAGAUGGAUUACAGUCUAGCGGCGUUGAAGUUACUAUGCGCACAGCUGAAAGACGCCAGAGAAGUCCCUUCCCGGAAUGGCUUCAUCCUCGGCGGCAUCCUCUUCCAACGCGCUUGGUUGCAGGGCGUUUUAGUGUCGGCCCCGGACGGCGACGCCGGUCCUUUGAUUUUGGACGAUGGUUCCGGUCUCAUCGAACUCUCCCUCUCCGGCGAUUUCCGUCUCCAGCCAUGGAGAGUUGGGAUGUAUGUAAUGGUAGUCGGAGGAUACCUUGCUCGGACCGGUGAACCUCCCAUGAUUAAGGUUCAUAAGAUGGUCGACCUUUCAUCAUUCCCUGACCGAGAGGCAAUGUGGUAUCUUGAAGUUUUGGAAGCAUACAAACUGUUCUAUCAGCCUCUUAUUGAAGAAUUCACAUGAUUUUGUUACAUGAUUGAUUGGAGGGAAGAGCAAUUGAGGUUGCCAUCUGACAUCCAAGAAACUUGCCGUCUCAUGUGAAACUUUGAGAUAAGGCUGCU